AUGCUUAUAUUUGCAAUGUCAAUUACAUCAUCGUUUGCAUGUAUUGGUUGUUGUUGUGGUGUUUGUAGCAAAGGAAAAGGUCCACCACCACCACCAGGUUUUGGUUAUGCUCUACCACCAUCAUUUCCAGUUGCAGCACCACCACCACCGCCAUUUUAUGCACAACCUCGUGCACCAGCACCACCACCACCACCACCACCACUUGGAUAUGCAAAAUCACAGAGACCGAUUUCCUACGGUGUACAACAAUUUGAAGUAGCACCAAGCAGUGAACAAAAUAGAAAUGAACUUAUCCAAUAUGUUGGAUAA
Molecule: messenger RNA, 309 nt
Organism: Acanthocheilonema viteae
Lineage: Eukaryota; Metazoa; Nematoda; Chromadorea; Rhabditida; Onchocercidae
Source: the annotation of a GenBank genome assembly